Molecule: messenger RNA, 4210 nt
Organism: Drosophila eugracilis
Lineage: Eukaryota; Metazoa; Arthropoda; Insecta; Diptera; Drosophilidae
Biological process (GO): regulation of transcription by RNA polymerase II
Cellular component (GO): nucleus
Molecular function (GO): DNA-binding transcription factor activity, RNA polymerase II-specific; RNA polymerase II transcription regulatory region sequence-specific DNA binding
Source: RefSeq, a predicted model, not a curated record
CUCCCACUGUAUUCGGUCUUCAUGAGCACAUGUGCAACCAUUUGUUGCUCCAGAUUUUUUGUUGCAUCCCAUUUGUUUAUAUGUGCAGCUGACCUAUAAAACUGCAUAUUUUGCAGGGCUAGCGCGUUAUGAACAACCAGCGAUAUGGCGGAAUCCAGUGGAUACAGCACCACGUCUCCGCGGGCGACACCUCAGAGGUGGACAUCUUGGAGUCGGAUGGCGGAGGCGGGAAUACAGGAGAGGAUCUGGAUCAUAUGGCGGCUGAGAAUUUAAUUUUUAUGGCUCGCGACGGCCAGCUGAGCGAGAUAAUGGCGGCCAAUGAGUCGGGCGGAACGGUCUUGGUCACCGCCGAUGGAACAACUGUGGCUUAUGAGGAAUCUUUCGACGAUGACGCCCAAGUGGUCACCGAGGAGGUUAUUACAGACGACUGGGUGCAGCAUCAGGGAGCCGAACGUGUGGAGAUUGCCGCUGAGCAAAUAGCUGGAAUAAGCAGCUCACAGGAACUUCUGGACAUGGAACAGGAUGAAUACACCGCUCUCAGGCCGUAUCCCUGCGACUUCUGUAGUAGACGCUUUCGGAAGAAGGCCACCUUGAAUAAUCACAUGCUGGCCCACCAAAACGAUAGACCGCAUCUCUGCAAACUGUGUGGAGCUCGAUUCUCAAGACGGGCGGAGCUAAUUAGCCACUUCAAGGCCCACGCCGAGGCCCAGGAUGCAGCGGAUGCAGAGGCAGCAGCUGCCGCUGCUGAUUCCUCCUCCGCCAUUAAGUUUGAGCACCAGUCGCAGCGGCAGUUGGACUACGAGCAUGAUUGGCCAAUCUAUCAACAGCAACAGGAACCAGAUCAGGUGCAACAGGAGAUACAGGAACACCACCAUAUUGCGGAAGAGGGUGAAGUUCAGUUGGUGGCCAGCUACCCGGCCCCUGUUGCUCCACCGCCAGCUCCUUCACGAGGUAGAAUUAGUCGUCUAAAGCCCAAGGAGGAGAGCAGCCAGUUCAUCGUGAUUUCUGAUAAGUCGGGGCAAAGCGAGUUGAGGCAGUACAUGGAUACUGAGCCAGCUCAGCCUGUGGUCACCACGUCACAGCCCAUCGCCGUUGAACCUCCUCCCCAACCAAACUUCCCAGUGCUUGACGACAGCAAACCCUUUGUGUGCCAGCAGUGCGGAUUAGCGUUUGCGCGGGAAAAGGCACUCGUCUCACACACGAAGAACCACCGAGUGGACUCGCCUUUCGAGUGUAACCAGUGUCAGGAAAUGUUUUGGGACAACAGCAGUCUUCAAGAACACCAGAAGACGCACCAGUUCGAGGAGAGUAAUUCGGAGUACGAUCCUGCCUCGGCUGAAGAUUCCGCCAGCGAAUCUGAACCCGAGGAGCAGUUAUAUGGCGAAUUCUAUUGCAACGAAUGCGGGAUAUCUUUCCAUCGACAGGAUCUGCUGCGACGCCAUGCCAAACUUCACUACAAGCAAACGGAUACGGCCGCCGUAGAAAACAAUUCCGAUGUCACUGCUGGCGGAGAUGUGGAGCUUGCCAAAGAUUCUACCGGCCACUGUUGCAACACAUGCGGAAAGUCAUUUCCCAGCGCGUUGGAGAUGUUGGCUCAUGCCGAAAUCCACGCUCGGUUCCCGCCCUUUAAGUGCGUCCUAUGUGGUAUCAGCUUUUACGAAGAGCAGGCCAUUAAGCGGCACCUGCACACCCGCCAUCCAAGUGAAUUGAAAGCUAACUCCUGCGUGUUAUGCGGCAAGGAGUGCCGCGAUCGAAAGGCCCUGAUUAAGCACGCCUGGGAUCAUUCACGGGAAAAGUGUCAUUCGUGCUCUAAGUGCGGCAAGAACUUCCACAAUAAGGCGCGCCUAAAGCGGCACAUGGCAUCACAUCGCGACAAGUCGGUAGUGUGCGAGGUGUGCCAGGAAGAAUUUCCCGAUGGGCGAACGCUCUCCAACCAUAGGCACUCGCACAGCACCACAUCUCCGGGUAAGCUUUUUCCGUGCCACGAGUGCGGAAAGACUUUUGGCUCGCGUAGCUCUCAGCAGAUUCAUGUUCGUAUUCAUACUGGCGAGCGGCCAUAUGGGUGCCGGUAUUGCUGGAAGGCUUUCGCAGACGGCGGCACACUGCGAAAGCAUGAGCGCAUCCACACGGGCGAGAAGCCGUACGCAUGUUCCGUUUGCCCGCGAGCCUUUAAUCAGCGGGUGGUGCUACGAGAACACAUCCGCUCCCAUCAUUCUGGGUUGGAUGUAGCACGGAAUACGUACCAUUGCACGGUCUGCUCCGAGGAUUUGGCAUCGUCCAACGACCUUAUCCAACACCUUAUUCAACACAGUGACUCAAACACCGCCAAACAGCGACAACCCAUUACUGGUCCACGCAAGUACAAGCGCCGUCGCAAACUGCAGCCGCACGAGAUCGCUCACAUGCGAGCCGAGCACAAAGGCGCCGACGGCGAAGAGGAAGAGGCCGCAGAUGGGGGUGAAGCCGAGGAGUAUGCCAGUGACAUCGACCUUUGCGACUUUGAUGUAGAGAACGUAGACGAUAUAUUUGACAUGGCAGAUUCACCCAAAAAGGAGAAGCGAAAAAGAGGAUCGGCAGCGCCAAAGCCUGAUAACAAACCCGUUACCAAUGGAAAAACAGUGAAGCCUGCCCAAGACAAGUAUAAGGGUAAGACCCGUUACGACUCCACCAGCAGCCAACAUUCGGAUCGGAUCUGGGAAGAAAAGUUCCUGCAAGACAGCCAAGUUGCUUUAUUUCAAAUCGAUUCGCUGGUAGUGGUCAACGAUACUCAUCUGCAGCCCGCUAGCUCCUCCUUGACAGCAACCAUACCCAAUACAAGAAACAGCAGCAGGCAUCAGGGAAAAGUUCAGACAAAGCCUGUAGAACAGGCUGGAAAUUUGAAUACCUCUGCAACUACUUCCGUUACGACAUCCUCGGCAUCCACUUUUAAUAGUCGGAGCAGGAAGAAGGCAGGAAACACAAAGACUGCCAGCAAAGCUUCACCUGUCAGCAAUUCGCGACCGAAAAUGAUUCACACGGAGAAGGCUAAGGUUCCCAGGGGAACGAGCUCAGAAUAUUCCAGCAGUGCGGCAAAGAAAACGCGCUCGAAGACCUAUAUCAAUCGCACGGAGACUAGUAAUCUGGGCCUGGACAAAUCUCGCAACAGUGCCUCAAACAUGGUGGAUGACUACGAGAUCAUUUCGCCAGCCACCCAUCCACCGAAUCAAAUCAGCUCUAGCCCUUUGCACAUCAAACAGGAACAGGAGCAACAGCAGCGUGUCCAACUGAUUUAUGAUGACAAUCUCCUAAUAGACGCUGGUCUUCUUCGGGAGAAAUACGAGAAAUACAACCAGCCGAUUGUUAAUGAUCUUGAGGAGAUUCUGCGAUCUCCAUUAAAGCACGAGAGAAAUUCUCGACUGCGAUUCACUAGCGAAUCGUCAACCACGCCACAGUUUAUCCACGAAGAAGAACAAAAUUUAAUCAAGAUCGAGCCCACGUCACCAGAUUUGCGAGAUAUGGUAGAGAGCCAGCAAAGAGUCACAGCUCAUAGUGGAAGCACGCCUUCGUCUUCUUCUGCGAGAACUUCCAGACAUCUCCGACAGAUCACAGCCAAUGGUACACGGGCAGGAAGCAAGAGAUCUGCUGGAAGCAUCGCCAGCAAAUCCUCACCAGUCUCGCAGGUAUUGCCGAAAAAGGCUAACACUGCCUCAAAGGUCAACAACAGUUCAUCUUCGUACCUCAGUUACGGAGUGGAUUCCUACAAUGUGAACGUACCUGCCAGCGCCAAUAAUGCCGAUGUGGGCAGCGGAUUCUUUUCCAUUUCGGAAGUGGUCUCUGCAGCUGAUGCCGCAGAUGCGGCAGCCAAGGCGGCGGCAGCUGGUAAAUCAGAGCGGAAAACUCGUAGCUUUGAAUGCGAAAUGUGCUCGGCUAUUUUCUAUGAUCGCGCCCAACUGCUGGAACAUGUCCAUAUCCACAUUUAGAUGGAAGCUACCUAAACCACUCGCCCGAAGCCUUGUAUUUUUGAAACAGCUUAUCCUAAUAUACAAACAAUAUUCGGAGUAAAUUACCUCAUGGUAUCGUGCAUCGAAAAAUAUCGUUGAUUUAUGCGUUAUUUAAAAAUUGAACAUAAACAUAAUUUGUAAAGAGCAUAGUUCGUAAGGCUUUUAAGUUUGUACCUCAGCUUUUGUUUUGAAGAAUUGGUAUGCUGGAAUAAAUACAUCAUUAAAUGGUU